This is a messenger RNA of Humulus lupulus (European hop), 534 nucleotides long. RefSeq lists its product as uncharacterized. The record is from RefSeq and is a predicted model, not a curated record. The transcript is spliced from 3 exons. The coding region runs from base 1 to 534 and encodes 177 amino acids. NCBI's taxonomy places the organism in Eukaryota, Viridiplantae, Streptophyta, Magnoliopsida, Rosales, Cannabaceae.
AUGUUACAAAGUAGACCUCAAGGUAAUUUUCCAAGUAAUUUUAAGGUGAAUCCUAAGGAGCAGUGCAAUGCAAUCUCUUUGAGGAGAUGUAAGGCGUUGGAAGAGCCAGCUGAGAAGUCUAGUCUUCCACCGAAAAUGGAUUAUGAGACAAAGGGUAAGGGGGACUCGGUGGUGAGAAAUGAUUUAUGUGAUUUAAGGGCUAGUGUGAAUCUAAUGCCUCUAUCGAUCUUCCAAAAGUUUAAAUUGGGAGAAGCUUGCCCUACUUCCGUGUCCCUUCAAAUGACGGAUCGUUCAGUUAAACAUCCUUGUGGAGUGAUUGAGGAUGUAUUGGUGAAAGUGAACAAAUUCAUCUUUCUUGCAGACUUUAUUAUUCUUGAUAUGGAGGAAGAUGAAAAUAUUUCGAUUAAUCUUGGUAGGCCAUUUUUAGCUACCGGAAGGGCACUAAUUGAUGUAGAUAAAGGGGAGUUGAAGCUGCAUGUGCAACAAGACGAGCUAGCUUGUGGUGUUGUGUGUGAAUCAAGUGUGUCAAGAUGA